Molecule: messenger RNA, 8089 nt
Organism: Hippopotamus amphibius kiboko
Lineage: Eukaryota; Metazoa; Chordata; Mammalia; Artiodactyla; Hippopotamidae
Gene: PTPRB
Product: protein tyrosine phosphatase receptor type B
Exons: 34
Coding region: 41-6682 (2213 amino acids)
Biological process (GO): protein dephosphorylation; angiogenesis
Molecular function (GO): protein tyrosine phosphatase activity; cadherin binding
Source: RefSeq, a predicted model, not a curated record
UUUUCCCCCAAGCAAAGCAUGAACAGUCGUUAAGUGGAAAAUGGAGGCUGAAUUUUACAUGGCGAUUCUUACCUGCUUCAUCUUCGGGAACUCAGAGGGAUUUCAAAUUGUCCAUGUCCAGAAACAACAGUGCCUUUUCAAAAAUGAGAGAGUGGUCAUGAACCUGUGCAAUGUGACCAGCCUGAACCAGCAGUGGAUGUGGACUGAGGAUGGAAAGCUCCUUCAUGUUAAAUCUGCUCUGUGCCUGGGCAUCUCCAAUUCCUCUGGUGGCCCUUCCCAAGCCGCCGUCGUUGUCCCCUGCUCCCGGGCACCUCGAUGGACUUGCUAUGAGAAGGAAGGGUUCCUUGAGGUGGAAAAUACCUCUCUCUUUCUCAAGAAACAAGGCUUCAGGGUAGUGGUCAAGAAGGGCAGGAAGUACCUCCAUAGCUGGAUGAAAAUAGAUGUCACCCAAGAAGGAAAACCAGUCAAUGAAAGCCUCUGCUCUAAAAAAGCUGGCCUGGGAGCAGAAGCCUCAGUAAGGAGCACCAGAAACACAGCUCCUCCCCAAAUCCCCACCACUUUUAAUGCACUUCUAUAUAGUCCGGGACGCCUUGUUAGGAAUACCACAGAGACCUUCACCAGAAGUACUGCAGAAAACUACAGCCAAAACAGCAGCCCGAGGCAGCACCCCCACUGGCAAGUGGCUGGAAUUACAUCUUGGGUUCCCUGGACUGUUCAACCCUUCUUCAGCACCACUGAAAAGACUGGACUGGGGAAGCCAGUGAGAUGCAACUUCAACCUGACGGAGUCCAGAGUCUUCAGCGGGUCCGUGUCUUUGCAGUGGAGAACUUUGGCGUCCCCCUGUAACUUUAGUGCCACCUGCAGCAGUGACACGUCGGUGGUCGAGUGCUGCCACCCCGUGAGGAUAGACAACACCACCUAUGGAUGUAUCCCCAAGGAUUUACAAGCGGGAACCAUCUACAAUUUCAGUAUUACGUCUCUGGAUGGAGAAACGAAAACUGUGGUCUUGCAAACAGAUCCUUUACCUCCUGCUAGAUUUGAAGUCAAUAAAGAGAAAAGUACUUCCACCAGCUUGCAUGUUUGGUGGACUCCUUCAUCGGGAAAAGUCACCACGUAUGAGCUGCAGUUACUUGGUGAUAACCGAGAGACACAGGGAGCCCAAAUUCAAGAAAGAACUUCACGGAAUGAAUAUACAUUUUUUAACCUCACUGCUGGUAGUAAAUACAAAAUUUCCAUCACAUCUGUUUCUGGGGAUAAACGUUCCUCUACAAUUUAUGCCAAUGGAUCAACAGUGCCAUCCCCAGUGAAAGAUAUUGGUAUUUCAGCGAAAACUAAUUCUCUUCGGAUUUCCUGGUCACGUGGCUCUGGGAAUGUGGAAAGAUACCAGCUGAUGCUAAUGGAUAAAGGAAUUCUAGUUGAUAGUUAUGCUGUGGACAAAUCUGCUACUUCCUAUGCUUUUCAUGGACUGACACCUGGUCACUUCUAUAAUGUCACCAUUGUUACCGAGGCUGCAGGGCUGCAAAACUACAGAUGGAAACCAGCCAGGACAACCCCCAUGGAAGUCUCAAAUCUGAAGGUGACAAAUGAUGGCGCUUUGAACUCUCUAAAAGUCAAGUGGCAAAGACCUUCUGGAAAUGUGGAUUUCUACAAUGUUACACUGUCUCACCAAGGGACCAUCAAAGAAUCCAGAAUAUUAGCACCCCAGGUUACUGAAACUCAGUUUAAAGACUUGGCCCCUGGACGACUUUAUCAAGUCACCGUCAGCUGUGUCUCUGGUGAAUUGUCUGCUCACAAGAUGACAGUGGGCAGAACAGUUCCAGAGAAAGUCGGGGACCUGGAGGCAAACAGUAAUGGUUCUACGAGGUCCCUGGUGGUGAGCUGGUCGCCCCCUGCUGGAGACUGGGAGCAGUAUCGUAUCCUGCUUUUGAAUGAUUCUUUGGUGCUGCUCAACAUCACCGUGGGAAAGGAGGAAACACACUAUGUCAUAGAUGACGUGGGGCUCAUACCGGGAAGACAGUACGAGGUAGAAGUCACUGUUGAGAGCGGAAAUCUGAAGAAUUCUAAGCGUUGCCAAGGCAGGACAGUCCCCCUGGCUGUCCUUCAGCUUCGUGUCAAACAUGCCAACGAAACCUCACUGGGCGUCAUGUGGCAGACUCCUGCAGCAGAAUGGGAGAAAUACAUCAUUUCACUAAUCGACAGAGACCUCUUACUCAUCCACAAGUCGCUCCCCAAAGAGGCCAAAGAAUUCACUUUUACUGACCUGGUGCCUGGACGAAAAUACAUAGCUACAGUCAGCAGUAUUAGUGGAGACCUUAAAAAUUCAUCUUCAACCAAAGGAAGAACAGUGCCUGCCCAAGUGACCGGCUUGCAUGUGGCCAACCAGGGGACAACAAGCAGUCUAUUUACUAACUGGACCCAGGCAUUGGGAGACAUAGAUUUCUACCAAGUCCUACUGAUCCAUGAAAACGUGGUCAUCAAAAAUGAAAGUGUCUCCAGUGAGACCAGCAGAUACAGCUUCCACUCUCUCAAAGCGGGCAGCCUCUACUCCGUGGUGGUUACAACAGUAAGCGGAGGAAUCUCUUCCCGACAGGUGGUGGUGGAGGGAAGGACAGUCCCUUCCAGUGUGAGUGGAGUAACGGUGAACAACUCUGGUCGCGACGACUACCUCAGUAUAUCCUGGCUGCCGGCUCCUGGAGACGUGGAUAACUACGUGGUGACACUCUCCCACGACGGCAGGGUGGUGCAGUCCCUCGUGAUUGCCAAGUCCGUCAGCGAAUGCUCCUUCAGCUCUCUCACCCCAGGCCGCCUCUACGACGUGACCAUAACUACAAGGAGUGGCAAGUAUGAAAAUCAUUCCUUCGGCCAAGAGCGGACAGUGCCUGACAAGGUCCAGGGAGUCAGUAUCAGCAACUCAGCCAGGAGUGACUAUUUAAAGGUAUCCUGGGUACAUGCUACUGGAGACUUUGAUCACUAUGAAGUCACCAUUAAGAACAAAAACAGCUUUAUUCAAACGAAAACCAUUCCCAAGUCUGAAAAUGAGUGCAUAUUUGUUAAGCUAGUCCCUGGACGGUUGUACAGUGUCACUGUGAGUACAAAAAGCGGACAAUAUGAAGCCAGUGAACAAGGGAAUGGACGAACAAUCCCAGAGGCUGUUAAGAAUCUCACAUUGCGGAACAGGAGCACUGAGGACCUUCAGGUGACGUGGACACGAGCCGAUGGGGACGUUGACCAGUAUGAGAUCCAACUACUCUUCAAUGAUAUGAAAGUGUUUCCUCCUUUUCACCUUAUCAAUACUGCAACUGAGUAUCGAUUCACCUCCCUCACACCAGGGCGCCAGUAUAAAAUUCUUGUCUUGACCGUCAGUGGAGAGGUACAGCAGUCAGCCUUCAUUGAGGGCUUCACAGUUCCUAGUGUUGUCAAAAAUAUUCACGUUUCUCCCAGUGGGGCAACAGAUAGCCUGACAGUGAACUGGACUCCGGGUGGGGGCGAUGUGGAUUCCUACACCGUGUCAGCGUUCAGGCAGAAUCAAAAGGUCGAGUCUCAGACCGUCCCAAAGCAGGUCUCUGAGCACACGUUCCACAGGCUGGAGGCCGGGGAGCAGUACCGGAUCGUGAUUGCCUCUGUCAGCGGGUCCCAGAAGAACCAGAUAGAUGUGCUCGGGCGGACAGUCCCAGCGUCCGUCCAGGGAAUAACUGCAGACAAUGCAUACAGUAGCCACUCCUUAAUAGUAAGUUGGCAAAAAGCUGUUGGCGUGGCAGAAAGAUACGAUAUCCUGCUUCUAAGUGAAAAUGGGAUCCUCCUAAGUAACACAUCAGAGGCGGCCACCACGAAGCAGCACAAAUUUGAAGACCUAACACCAGGAAAGAAAUACAAGAUACAGGUCCUAACAGUCAGUGGAGGCCUCUUUAGCAAGGAAGCCCAAACUGAAGGCCGGACAGUCCCCGCAGCGGUCACCAAUCUGAGGAUCACAGAGAACUCCACCAGACACCUGUCCUUCAGCUGGACCCCCUCCGAGGGGGAGCUCAACUGGUACAACAUCUUUCUGUACAAUCCAGAUGGAACCCUUCAGGAGCGAGCUCAAGUUGCCCCACAAGCCCAGAGCUUCUCUUUCCAGAACUUGCUACAAGGUCGAAUGUACAGAAUGGUGAUUGAAACUCACAGUGAGGAGCUGUCUAAUGAGUCUUUCGUAUUCGGUAGAACAGUCCCAGCCUCUGUGAGUAACCUCAAGGGAUCCAAUCAAAACAUGACAGACAGUCUCUGGUUCAGCUGGAGUCCAGCCUCUGGGGACUUUGACUUUUAUGAGCUGAUCCUCUAUAACCCCAACGGCACAAAGAAGGAAAACUGGAAAGACAGGGACCUAACAGAGUGGCGUUUCCAUGGCCUCGUUCCCGGAAGGAAGUACACGCUGUGUGUGGUAACUCACAGUGGAGAUCUCAGUAACAAGGUCACGGGGGAGAGCAGAACAGCCCCAAGUCCUCCCAGUCUUAUGUCAUUUGCUGAUGUUGCAAACACAUCGUUGGCCAUCACCUGGAAAGGGCCACCAGACUGGACAGACUAUGAUGACUUUGAGCUGCAGUGGUUCCCCAGAGAUGCCAUCACAGUCUUCAACCCCUACAGCAACAGAAAAUCAGAAGGACGCAUCGUGUAUGGUCUUCGUCCGGGGAGAUCUUAUCAAUUCAGUGUUAAGACUGUCAGUGGUGAUUCCUGGAAAACCUACAGCAAACCAGUUUCUGGAUCUGUGAGGACAAAGCCAGACAAGAUACAGAAUCUGCAUUGCCGGCCUCAGAACUCCACAGCCAUCGCCUGUUCUUGGAUCCCUCCCGAUUCCGACUUUGACGGGUACAGCAUUGAGUGCCGGAAAAUGGACACUCAAGAAGUUGAGUUCUCCAGGAAGCUGGAGAAAGAGAAAUCUCUGCUCAACAUCAUGAUGCUAGUGCCGCAUAAGAGGUACCUGGUGUCCAUCAAGGUGCAGUCGGCCGGCAUGACCAGCGAGGUGGUUGAAGACAGCACCAUCACCAUGAUAGACCGCCCCCCUCCUCCACCUCCACAUAUUCGUGUGAAUAAAAAAGAUGUGCUAAUUAGCAAAUCUUCCAUCAACUUUACUUUCAACUGCAGCUGGUUCAGCGACACCAAUGGAGCUGUGAAAUACUUCACAGUGGUGGUGAGAGAGGCUGAUGGCAGUGAUGAGCUGAAGCCAGAACAGCAGCACCCCCUACCCUCCUACCUGGAAUACAGGCACAACGCCUCCGUUCGGGUGUAUCAGACCGACUAUUUUGCCAGCAAAUGUGCGGAAAGUCCUGACAGCAACUCUAAGAGCUUUAACAUUAAGCUUGGAGCAGAGAUGGAGAGCCUGGGUGGAAAAUGUGAUCCCAAUCAGCAAAAAUUUUGUGACGGACCGCUGAAGCCGCGCACGGCCUACAGAAUCAGCAUUCGGGCUUUUACCCAGCUGUUUGAUGAGGACCUGAAGGAAUUCACAAAGCCACUCUAUUCAGACACAUUUUUCUCUUUGCCCAUCACCACUGAGUCAGAGCCUUUGUUUGGAGUUAUUGAAGGUGUGAGUGCUGGUCUGUUCUUAAUUGGCAUGCUGGUGGCUGUUGUUGCUUUAUUCAUCUGCAGACAGAAAGCCAGCCAUGGUCGAGAAAGGCCCUCUGCCCGCCUGAGCAUUCGUCGGGAUCGACCGCUGUCUGUCCACUUGAACCUGGGCCAAAAAGGUAACCGGAAAACUUCUUGCCCAAUAAAAAUAAAUCAGUUUGAAGGGCACUUCAUGAAGCUGCAGGCGGACUCCAACUACCUUCUAUCCAAGGAAUACGAGGACUUAAAAGACGUGGGUCGAAACCAAUCCUGUGACAUUGCACUCUUGCCGGAGAAUAGAGGGAAAAAUCGAUACAACAAUAUAUUGCCCUAUGAUGCCUCUCGAGUGAAGUUGUCCAGUGUGGAUGAUGACCCGUGCUCUGACUACAUCAAUGCCAGCUACAUCCCUGGCAACAACUUCAGGAGAGAGUACAUCGCCACUCAGGGACCUCUUCCUGGCACCAAGGAUGACUUCUGGAAAAUGGCGUGGGAACAAAAUGUCCACAACAUCGUCAUGGUGACCCAGUGUGUGGAGAAGGGCCGAGUAAAGUGUGACCAUUACUGGCCAGCGGACCAGGAUUCUCUCUACUACGGGGACCUCAUCCUGCAGAUGCUCUCGGAGUCCGUGCUGCCUGAGUGGACCAUCCGGGAAUUUCGGAUAUGCAGUGAGGAACAGCUGGACGCGCACAGACUCAUCCGCCACUUUCACUAUACGGUGUGGCCAGACCACGGAGUCCCGGAGACCACCCAGUCCCUGAUCCAGUUUGUGAGAACUGUCAGGGACUACAUCAACAGGACCCCGGGGGCCGGGCCCACCGUGGUGCACUGCAGUGCCGGUGUGGGUAGGACUGGAACCUUUAUUGCAUUGGACCGAAUCCUCCAGCAAUUAGACUCCAAAGAUUCUGUGGACAUUUAUGGAGCAGUGCAUGACCUCAGACUUCACCGGGUUCACAUGGUCCAGACCGAGUGUCAGUAUGUGUACCUACACCAGUGUGUAAGAGAUGUUCUCAGAGCAAGGAAGCUACGGAGUGAGCAAGAAAACCCUUUGUUUCCAAUCUAUGAAAAUGUGAAUCCGGAAUAUCACAGAGAUGCGGGCUAUUCAAGGCAUUGAGAAUGCACCCGAGAUCUCCUGGAUCAAAACUAUUCACUGUGUGAUUUUUUUUUUUAAACUUGCUUCAUCCCCUACAGAGGUGCCAGCUAUUUCUGUUGAUGUUAUGUAUAAUUUAUUAAUCUGGAGAAUUUUAAAGAAUUUAUGUAAUUUAAAGGUAACAUAUUAUUGUACAUAGUUGUAUUUUGUAGUUUCUUCUGUAAAUAUGUAUUUUGUCAUAAUGUUUAAUAUUAAGCUUUAUAUAAUACUAUUUUCCCACACUAAAGUGUUCAUGGCUUGUUCUACAUAAACUAAUUCAACCUGUAUAACAGGACGACUGGUAAAACGUGUGUGCAUGUGGUUGCAGGGGUGGUCCCCUUGGCCAUGGUUUUUACCAUUUUUAAUACUUACUGGACAGGAUAAAGGGCAGGGCUAGAGAGAGCAGGGAGUAUAGCUGGCUCGGCUGCAUUGCUGUCCCACGAAUCUUAGGAUCCAAAGAUGAUCCAAAUACAAUUUGGACAAAUAUAACAAUCAAAAGAAAGGACCAGGGAGAUGGGAUUAAGCAGCACCAAAGGGUACAUAGGUGGUUGUGCCUCAGGUGGUUAGUCUCUCCCCUUUCUCCUGCCAGAGGUUCAAGCCAACGUGGUCAGCUCAGGGGCCACGUAACUUGCAGAGCAAGUCCAGGCUGCAGGGCUGAGGGUUCCGAGAGAGAAGGACCCAAACAGAAGUGAUGAAUUGCUCAUAUCAUGAAUCAUGCCAGCUGCACUCCUGACUGGAAACCUAGUCAACAUGUAAAGCGCCAUCCGUAGGGAUGGGAGACUAUUUCACUGCAUCUACAGUGUGCUGUGCGAACGUGCGUCCCCUGCUGGGAUGUGUGUGUUGCCUGAUGGACACAUGCUCGUCUUUGUCUCAUUUCUAGGGGGCUGCAUCCCUGGAAAAGUCAAAAUUGCACCAGUCAUACUUGGUUUUCCCACUCAAAGAAGAUUGUGGUGGCAUCUUAUACUCCUGAUCAAAGGGCCUAACAUCCAUGUCUAUUGAAAUGUCUGCAAACAUCAUAUAUCGUUAAUUUAAAAAGCACAAAAACAAAAAUUCAGUGGUGCUUAGUAUAAAAUUUCCCAAAAGCCUUCUUAAGUAAAAUAUUGAAGUCACAAUAUCAAGUAGUCAUCUUAAGUUGCAUUUCAUAUGAAAGGCACUACAUACGCUACCAUAUUGAUCUUCGGUGUGUGUACCUAUUUUGACUGUAACAAAUUUCAGUGAGUCAGACAGAAAGUGGUAAUCGCCCUCCCCAAGGUCCAGCUCCGAGGGACUUCCUUGAGGAAAUCUGAAAAGCUUCUGUAUGGUUAUCCUCGUGGCUACCUGAGAGAUGAGUCAGGAAUGUUUGCCUGUUUCUCACUACAAAUUUCUCUGUAAUAAACUUAAGAAUUAGAGAUC